GUAAUAAACAAUGAUAAAAACAAUAUCACAGAAAACCUUAAAGUAGUGGUAAUAAACAAUGAUAAAAACAAUAUCACAGAAAACCUUAAAGUAGUGGUAAUAUACAAUGAUAAAAACAAUAUCACAGAAAACCUUAAAGUAGUGGUAAUAUAUACUGAUAAAAACAAUAUCACAGAAAACCUUCAAGUAGUGGUAAUAAACAAUGAUAAAAACAAUAUCACAGAAAACCUUAAAGUAGUGGUAAUAUAUACUGAUAAAAACAAUAUCACAGAAAACCUUAAAGUAGUGGUAAUAUAUACUGAUAAAAACAAUAUCACAGAAAACCUUAAAGUAGUGGUAAUAAACAAUGAUAAAAACAAUAUCACAGAAAACCUUAAAGUAGUGGUAAUAAACACUGAUAAAAACAAUAUCACAGAAAACCUUCAAGUAAUGGUAAUAUACACUGAUAAAAACAAUAUCACAGAAAACCUUAAAGUAGUGGUAAUAAACACUGAUAAAAACAAUAUCACAGAAAACCUUAAAGUAGUGGUAAUAAACACUGAUAAAAACAAUAUCACAGAA
Messenger RNA from Lottia gigantea (owl limpet), 561 nucleotides. RefSeq lists its product as hypothetical. The annotation marks the transcript as partial. NCBI's taxonomy places the organism in Eukaryota, Metazoa, Mollusca, Gastropoda, Lottiidae. The transcript has a single exon. The record is from RefSeq and is a predicted model, not a curated record.